AUGCUGCCCACCCCAUCGACGUCGCACGUCGACUACAACCGCAUCUACGAGCCAGCAGAGGAUUCCUUCCUGUUCCUCGACACCAUCUCCUCUCCAUCCGAGACCAGCUUCCUGACGUCACGGUUCCAAAACGGCCCGACGCCGCUGGUCGUCGAGGUCGGGACUGGUUCGGGGGUGGUCAUCGGCUUCGUGGCCGCCCAGGCGCGGCACAUCUUUGGCGGCGACCACGGCGCCGUGGUCGCGGUCGGCGUCGACGUCAACGCCUUUGCGUGCGCCGCCACGGCCGAGACGGUGAAGCUGGCCAUCAAGGACGAAAAGGAGGAGGAGGGUGGCGCGAGCUCGAGCGCUGGCUUGUACCUGGGCUCGGUGCGGGCGGACCUGGGCUCCGCGCUCCGCCCGGGCCAGGUCGACGUCCUGCUGUUCAACCCGCCGUACGUCCCCACGCCCGAAAUGCCGGGUCGGGACGUCGAGGCCGAGCUGCAAAAGGGCGGCGGCGACGACUUUGCGCGCGACUCGUACCUGCUGGAGCUGUCGUACGCGGGCGGAAGGGACGGGAUGGAGACGACGGAUCGCCUUAUCGAGGCCCUGCCGGCCUUGCUGUCGGACAAGGGGUGUGCGUAUAUUUUGUUGUGUGCGCAGAACAAGCCCGAGGACGUCAAGAGGAGGAUAUUGGGGUUUGGGAACGAGUGGAGGGUCCACAUGGCCGGAUCUAGUGGGAAGCAGGCCGGGUGGGAGAAGCUUCAGAUCAUUAGGAUAUGGAGGGAGCGGGAUACCGAUGGUUUGAGGUGA
Pyricularia grisea is the source of this 789-nucleotide messenger RNA. RefSeq lists its product as uncharacterized. Gene Ontology annotation, biological process: methylation. The transcript has a single exon. The record is from RefSeq and is a predicted model, not a curated record. Gene Ontology annotation, cellular component: eRF1 methyltransferase complex. NCBI's taxonomy places the organism in Eukaryota, Fungi, Ascomycota, Sordariomycetes, Magnaporthales, Pyriculariaceae. Gene Ontology annotation, molecular function: protein methyltransferase activity; S-adenosylmethionine-dependent methyltransferase activity; nucleic acid binding. Bases 1 to 789 code for a protein of 262 amino acids.